Molecule: messenger RNA, 647 nt
Organism: Drosophila innubila
Lineage: Eukaryota; Metazoa; Arthropoda; Insecta; Diptera; Drosophilidae
Exons: 3
Coding region: 57-545 (162 amino acids)
Source: RefSeq, a predicted model, not a curated record
UGUGUUUGGAAUUCCUUUGUUUAAUUGUUCAGUUCUGUUCGAAUCGUUGACUGAAAAUGUGGCUGACUAAACCUAACACGCAAAUUGCAAUUGGCCUAAUAGUUUUUGGCAUAGCCAUGACUACAAAUGCCCAGCCUUUUCAUUGGAAUGAAUAUUUGCAGCUAAUGCGUGAGCUGCAAUUUGUGGCAACUUUGGGACUGGCCUUUGGCAUUUUUAAGGCCCAUUCAAAGCAUACGGAUAAAUUUCUGCUUCUUUGGCUGGUCAUCACAGCAUUCUGCUUUCUCUCAUUGUUGAAUGCAGGUUUAAUGCAUUGGUGUCAACAUUUGAGAUAUGGUAGUGGAUCUUUUAUCUGGACUCUUCUUCCUUGGACAUUUGCAGCUGGUGUGGCUUAUUUGUGGAAUAUCAUAUACAAGGACUACGUGGAAUUGAAAUUCGGAGCUGAUGAUCCGGUCGAUAAAGACGUCGUGACUCCAGAACAGACGCCAUCGAAAUAUCCCAAUCCGGAGAGUCUGACAAUCUUGGUGCAUGGAAAACGAAUGAAGUAGUUUCAAUAUUGCAACAUUUAAAUUAUUGUGUUUAAAUCGAAAUGUGUGUAUUUACUUUAAUAUUAAUAUCUAACAAAAUAUAGCAGGACAACUUUCACUUGA